GCGUCGGACCGAGCCAAAUGGCUCAUGGAGAACCAGGGCCUGCCCAGGGAAGCCGCGCAACAACGCGUCAUUGCCGAGUUUCCCAGCGAGUUUGGUGCUAGUCGUUGUUGGAAUCCCAAUGAGGAUUGCGGCGGUCUUCGCGCAGAGGAUCGAGCAAAGUGGCUCGUUCAGAACCUGGGUCUUAGCCCGGCGGAUGCCCAGAGAAAGAUCAUGGACGAAUUCCCGAAGGGUUUCCUAUGCUUAGAGACGCCGGAGCCUGGCAUGGGCAGGCUGAGCUGGCUGCCGCAGCCAGGGACCAAAGCUCCUGCGGUCGGGUAUCAUUCUGGCAGUGAUGAGCUCCAGGGCAGUCCAGAACCAAACCCGCCCAGCUGGCCUGACACCGUGAAGGUUCUUAGCAAGGCCUCAGGCUAUGAGGUGGUGGACAGAAUCUACGAGGAAAUGGCUUCCCUGGACAGAGGUCAGUUCUCCACCAGCAGAUAUGCCCUCUUCUUUGAGGCUUCGCCAAGAAUGCAUGAGGUGGAUGUCCGAGUUGGAUUCUAUACAUCAGUCUAUGGCUUGGGAAGGCAUCCAUCUGAUACCAAAAUUCGUUCCGUGACAUCCACCAACGAGACACCCCAUCCAGAGCUUGGCUCGUUACAGAACUUCUGGCGGAGCGCCGAGAACUUCCAAACCAACUGCCAUCCCACAUACACCUGCGGUGGCCAGGGUGGCAUGCUGUGGGCGGUGUCACAGGCUGCUCCUUUGCGACGAGCGGUGGUGGACGACAACCUUUGCCUUUCGUAUUUCCGGCUCCCCCCAACAGGCGUGAAGGCCAGCGAUCCACGCUAUCCAAAACAAGGCGCCUGCCUCGAGUACGACGGCUGGGUCAAGCUUGGGUAUCGGGAUCCGAUUGCAGACUUCGCCAGCGGUGGCUUCAUGGCCAACGUCGACGUGAGGGGCACGGUAAGCCUUGGCUCCCAGCAGCAGUUCUUUGCGCGGAACUGUUCGGCGAAGCGUUGGGAAUCAGGCGCUUGGAGCUUCGUUUUCGUCGGGUGUCCUGGAGCCCCCCAUAGCGAGCCUGUGGAGGCUACAUCCAAAGGCCCUGUCUACACCCGUCUCGACGCUUCGGAGGUGAUUGCAGAAAAGCCCUUCAUCAUCAAAGAGAAUGACGGCCGCUACAAGCUGGUGGUUCCUUCAGCCUCCGCUGGCCGCAGCGGCACUGACUUCGAGCUUGCAGAGGAGGAGAUACGAGACUUCAGCGCAGUCUAUGUGGCUCUACCCUCGAGCGGAGCCGGCGAAAUCAACAAGAAGCUGGCUGAAGGUAAGGAUAUUGUUUUCUCUCCAGGAAUCUACCACCUUGAGGAAACCCUCCAUGUGAAGAGGAGCGGCCAGGUGUUGCUGGCUCUGGGCUUUGCGACUCUGGUGGCACCAGCCGACUCGCCUUGCAUCGUAGUAGAUGAUGAUGCUGCAGGCAUCCGGAUCUCAGGCAUGAUGCUGGAGGCUCCAUAUAGACCACUGGAAAAGGCCUCGCCUGCCGGGCUGGCCUCGCCAGGGCCAAAGGCGCUGCUUCAGUGGGGGUGUGGGAACUCAACGAAGCGCGAUCCAGCUGCGCUUGCAUCCUGGGGCUUCCUGCAUGACUGCUUUGCUCGUGUCGGUGGGCAGGAGGCUCCGUUCACGGCCCGGGACGAGAUAGAUGCAACAAGGAGACCCCAGACCCGACCUCACAGCGACGUGCCGCUCUUCGACUCGGAAGCGCGCUGUCGUACCAUGGUGCAGCUUCAAACACCCUGUGUUGUCGGUGACAACUUGUGGCUAUGGCGUGCGGACCACUGGCUCAGUGACCAGUACUUGGUGUACAAUCAUGAGAACCGAUGCGAAACCGGAUUGCAUGUUGGGCAGGCGGCAAGAUACGUCACCAUGUAUGGACUUUUCGUAGAGCACACGCUGGGCAACAUGACGUACUGGGAAGGAGAGGACGGCACCACUUUCUUCUAUCAGUCGGAGCUUCCAUACGAUGCCAUGGAUGUUGAUGGUGCUAGCAAGGUAUCGACAUUGCCGUACUCAGGUUGCGGGUACUGCGUGGCAGAUCAUGUGCAACGUCAUGUCGCAUACGGUGUUGGGGUCUACUGCUACUUUCGUGACUACGACAUCACUGUUCCUGCUGCCAUUGUUGCACCAGACAAUGCAAGAAUCAAAUUUCAGAAUGCCUUUACGAAGUGGCUAAAUGGCGGUCCAAAAGUGUAUGCGCCAGAGUCCUGCCUGCUUGUGUGCGAGAAGAAGUACGGCCACAUUCAGUGCGUUGUGAAGAAGGGCUCUCGCCCUUUGGGCGCUUCCACGGACAACGACAAGGUUCGAGGAGGAGAAGCGGAGUCGCAUUCUGCCAAGGAGGCCGCGCUUGUGAAGCUUCAAGCACGCUUGGCGGAGGCCGAAGCAGCGCAGGUGGAGCUGGAGGUUCAGUCCGCAAAGAGCUUUAAUCAGCUUCAGGAGAGUGCGGAGGGUGACAGAGCAGCUUUCAGUCAAGAGCUGCGUUCUCUGCAGCGAAAUGUCCGCUCAGAGCUGGACGCUUGCUCAGAUGUAGCGCUGCCUUCGCGUCAGGCUCGCCUUGAAGCACAACUGGGUGAGAUGCGGCUGGAGCGAGAAAAGGCUGCGCAAGAGUUACGUGCGGUGCAGGGACGAGAAGUUGAUCUGCGCAAGGACCUGGAGUCUGGAAGCCGUGAGCUGAAAAAAGCCCGCGAGGCACACCAGAUUGAAGUGGAUCUCCUGGCUGCGGAACUUCAGCAAUUCCAGGAAGAACAAGGCCAGCUUGAAGAAAAGCUUCGAAGCUGCGAGGCACAGGAACCCAUGCUGCGCGCCCGACUAGAGGAAGCCCAAGCUCAAGUCUUGGAGGAGUCGCGCCUUGGCAGACGCUCGCUUCAGCGACAGCAGCGGACCUUCCAGGCGCGUGAGCGUGAGACUGAGCUGGCCACUGAGCAGCUCCACCAGGAGCAGCAGCACCUCAUUGCUCAGCUGGCUGAUGCUGAGGCAAAGCUGGUCGUGACAAAGGAGCAGCUGAACAAGGCUCGGGAGGACAAACUCACCGACCGGCAGCGAUUGGAGCGUCAGCUGGAUAAGUUCAAAGCUGAGCUUGGGGAGCAGAGGCAGCUUCGUGAGGCUGUGGAGAAGGAGAAGAGCUACGUGGAGCUGGGCGGGAGCCGGCAGAACCAGGUACAGUGGUGUGAUGUGUUUGAUGUUGCUAACCUAUCCUGUUAUGCGCGUUUCAGAGGUCUGGAGAAGGGAGCACACGGCUCAGAUUCGGAACCUGCGAUCAGCUUCGAAGCAGCUCACAGUGCAGCGCUUAGUAUGUUGCUGCAAUUCUUUGGCAUCCCACGGGUGGCCAAGCUGGCCUUGCAGGAGCGCCUCGACUUCUUAGAGUCCUCUAGCAACUUGGAUGCAGCAAGUGCGCCCAAAGCAGUGCCAAACGGCCGAUGCCAAAUGGCCACGCUGUGGGAUGCCUUGGGCAAAGCUGAAGAAGCCAGGUUCGGCCUAGUAUGCGACCAGCAAACUUCGCAGCCGACCCUAUGCGAUGCAGAGGAAUCACCGCCCAGUCCACACGAAGUUCUAAAUUGGCUUGAUGGCACCAACAGUGCUGAUGGCGGCAGCAUUGCUGAUGUGAAUGACGCGACGUCGGAACAGAUGUCCGUGGAGUCCCCUUCAAAGAAGCACUUGAUGUCGGAUUCCCCUUCCAAGUCUUUCCGCAGUCUCACAGAGUUGGAUGGGGCUCAGUCGAAGCCAUCCGGCCCGGUGCUUUCGACGUUUGAGAAGUACGGAGACUACAUCGCGGGUGGUUUGGUGGGUCUCAACUCCCUGACCAUGCUUGUAGAGCUCCAAUUGCAAGGGAUGGCUUCUGGCUUUCUGCUUGGGCAGUCUGACAAGCCUCCAGCAGCUGGUGACGGACUUUUGUUUAAGACCUUGGACAUGCUUUUUGACGUGAGCUUCGUGAUUGAGCUGGUGAUGCGCAUCAUUUUGGAAGGGCCCAACUUCCGCAAAAGCAUGGCUAACUGGUUUGAUGCAACUCUAGCAGGAGCCGCAUUGAUAGAUCUCUGCCUGAUUGUUGUUGUAGAUGUCGCUGGAGCUCCCGUGCAAGCCUUCACGAUGUUUCUAGUCCGGGCAUUGACUUCUCUUCGGGCAGUGCGCCUUCUACGGGCUUUUCGCUUCUGUCGGGGUCUACAACUGCUUCUGAAGGCGUGUCAAUCGUUCUUGUCUUCGCUGUUUUGGGCCAUGGUCUUGCUCGGAGUUUUCAUUAUGAUGGGGUCCCUGAUGAUGGGGAACCUGCUGCAAACAUUCAUAUCGAGCGAAGACGAGACAUUCGAGGACAGGGUAUGGGUCUGGAAAUAUUACGGCACUGCAUAUCGAUCGCUGUAUACCUUGUACGAGGUGACCUUCGCGGGCUCAUGGCCACAGAUCACACGCCCAGUCCUGGAGAAGGUGAGUCAGGCGUUCAGUAUAUUUUUCAUAUCCUAUAUCACCGUGAUUGUCUUUGCUUUAAUCCGAGUGAUUACGGCCGUUUUCUUGAAGGACACGCUGGAUGCGGCGCAGAAUGACGCCGAAUUGCGCAUUCAGGAAGAAAUGCGGAAGAAGACAGCCCUCGUUGAAAAGCUGGAAGCCAUGUUCCAAGCCAUAGAUCAGGGGGAUGGCAUAGUCACAGAGGAUCGCCUGAAGAUGAUCUUCUCGAAUCCGAAGGUCCAGGCAUACUUCCAGACCCUUGAUGUUGACGUGCAAGAAAGCGCCGCUCUGUUCCAUAUCCUCGAUGAUGGGGACGGUGAGGUCACCUUGGACGAGUUCAUCAACGGCAUUAUACGUUGCAAGGGUCCCGCAAGAGCCAUCGAUCAGGUCGCUAUGCAAGCUGACAUGCGACACGUUAGCAAGCAGGUUAGCAAGCUCCUCAACAUGCUCACCACUGGUGGUGCGUCGCCGAAUUUCACUGACAAAAUGUCGCCAUCUUCCGUGAUGGGACAAAGCCACAAUAUGACUGAGGCCAUGAAAGUUUUCAGAGUCAGAUAA
This is a messenger RNA of Symbiodinium pilosum, 5019 nucleotides long. NCBI's taxonomy places the organism in Eukaryota, Dinophyceae, Suessiales, Symbiodiniaceae. The record is from the annotation of a GenBank genome assembly.